UAGAAAGGUGUGGCGCUGCAGUGUUUUGAUACGUGGAAAUUGUCCGAGGACGCCGAGCAAAGCAAAGCAGCACGAGCGGCGCGUUUGGUUGGUCGCGUCGCGCUGCACAGCACCCGGUCUUUGAAAGCUACCACCCGGCGCGCGCGCGCGCCCGCGACGACGACGAACACCACCACCAAGAAGCUCUCUCUCUCUCUCUCUCCUUUGCUUCUCCUCUAGGCGAUUGCUGCGUCGACGACGGCCAUGGCGGACGGCGCGCGGGACGCCGUGGUGGAGGUCGCGAAGCACAUGGGGAAGAGCCUCGCGGUGUCCAAGAACGCGGCCGAUGACAUGAUGCGCGUUCUGUCCAGGUACGAAGGUGAGGCGCCCAUGUUCCCCUUGUCACAUCCGGAGGUGGAUCAGGCGGAGGAGGAGGAGGUGUUCGCGGCGGCGGAGGACAUCAUCCGCCGGUGCAACUCGGUGUCGUCGCCGUCCGAGAUGGUUGAUUAUCUUUACGCCGUGGACGACGCGAUCGCCGCGACGGCGCUCCAGGGCGAGCUGGCGUCCCGCGCCGCGGAGACCGUGCAGGCCGCCAUGCCGCGGCUCGAGGAGGAGGUGCGCGCGCUGCUGGGCUCCUCCGCGCGGCGCCUCUCGCUCGACUCGUUCGAGGACCUCGACGACGCGGGCGCGGCGACGACCCCCGACGGGUCGCCGCCGCGCCGCGACGCGCUCUCGCCGGAGGCGGCCGCCUCCGCCAGCGGCGUCGCGGACCGCAUGCUGCGCGCCGGGUACGGCCCGGAGCUCGCGCAGGUGUACGUCGCCGUCCGCCGCGACGCGCUCGCGGAGUCCGCGGCGCACCUCGGCGUCGAGGCCGUCGCCAUCGAGGAGGUGCUCAGGAUGGAGUGGGGGGUGCUCAACCAGAGGAUACGGCGGUGGAGCCACGCCGUCAGAGCCGUGGUCAAGACCCUCCUCGCCGGCGAGCGCCGCCUCUGCGACGAGGUGUUCGCCUCCGACGAGGAGCUCGGCCACGAGUGCUUCGCCGACGUCGCCAGGGGCUGCCUCCUGCAGCUCAUCGGCUUCGCGGACGCCGUCGCCAUGUCCACCCCGGCGACGGAGAAGCUCUACCGCAUGCUCGGCAUGUACGAGGCGCUCACCGCCGUCGAGCCGGACAUUGAAUCCCUCUUCACCGGAGACGCCCGCGACUUCUUCUCCUCCGAGGUCGCCGGCGUCGCGGCGCAGCUGGGCAGCACCAUCCGCCACACGAUCGACCAGUUCGUCAACGUCAUCCACGGCGAGUCGUCGCGGCGACCAGUCCUCGGCGGCGAGAUCCACCCCAUGACACGCUACGUGCUCAACUACUGCGGCCUCCUCGCCGAGUGCCGCGUCACGCUCGACAUGGUCCUCGCCGACAACAACACCAGCAACCACGACACCAACGACGACGACCACGACGGCGGCGGCGGCGGUGGCGCCUCGUCGACGCCGUCGGGGCGGUGCAUGAGGGAGAUCCUCACCCACCUCCUCCGCAACCUCGACGAGAAAUCGAGGCUCUACGACGACGCCGGGCUGAAGAACAUCUUCCUCAUGAACAACAUCUACUACAUCGUGCAGAAGAUGAUGGUGGAGUUCCCGGCGCUGCGCGAGCUCCUCGGCGACGACUGGGUGCGCCGCCACCGCGGCCAGAUCAGGCAGUACGAGACAGGCUACCUCCGGGCGUCGUGGAUGUCCGUGCUGGCCUCGCUCCGCGACGACGCCUCGCCGGCGGCGGCGCACGGGCACGGCGGCAGGGCGGCGCUGAAGGAGAAGGCGAGGAGCUUCAACGCGGCGUUCGAGGAGCUGUACCGGAGCCAGACGGCGUGGAAGGUGACCGACCCGCAGCUCCGGGAGGAGCUCCGGAUCGCCGUGUCGGAGCGGCUCAUCCCGGCGUACCGCUCGUUCGUCGGCCGGUCGAGGCAGCUGCUGGAGUCCGGCAGCAGCAGCGGCCGCCACUCCUCGUCGGCGGCGAAGCACAUCAAGUACAGCCUCGAGGAUCUCGAGGACUACAUGCUCGAUUUCUUCGAAGGCGUUCAGAAGUUCGUCAGGUGAUCACAAAUUCAGAGUUUCGCAGAAUUUUCUGAGAGUUUCAGAAUUUCACAGAUUCAGAGUUUCAGAUAUUUCAGAGCAGAGGAGCUCUGCUUGACUUGUAGAGAUUCAGAGUUUCAGAGAAUCAAAAGAACAAAGUACUCCAUUGCGUAGCCAAUGCUUAUAGUUGUAGCUAUUGAUUGCUGAUCGAAUCUAGCUUAUGCUUAAUGUUCAAUAUUGUUCAAGAUAAGAAUGUAAAUACAUAAAAUUCAGGAGUGUAUAUAUGGAGCACAUUCAAUUCAUAUUUGGUUUUGUCA
Messenger RNA from Oryza sativa Japonica Group (Japanese rice), 2357 nucleotides. RefSeq names its product exocyst complex component EXO70B1. Gene Ontology annotation, biological process: exocytosis. Gene Ontology annotation, cellular component: exocyst. NCBI's taxonomy places the organism in Eukaryota, Viridiplantae, Streptophyta, Magnoliopsida, Poales, Poaceae. Gene Ontology annotation, molecular function: phosphatidylinositol-4,5-bisphosphate binding. The record is from RefSeq and is a predicted model, not a curated record.